Messenger RNA from Rana temporaria (common frog), 1373 nucleotides. RefSeq names its product zinc finger MYND-type containing 12 (gene ZMYND12). The record is from RefSeq and is a predicted model, not a curated record. The transcript has 8 exons. The coding region runs from base 17 to 1138 and encodes 373 amino acids. Gene Ontology annotation, molecular function: protein binding. NCBI's taxonomy places the organism in Eukaryota, Metazoa, Chordata, Amphibia, Anura, Ranidae.
CUCCAGGAGAUCAGAGAUGGCGAGUGUGAACCCCUUAUCCAAUCCCAAGGGGGUGAAGCUGGAGUGUGAGCUGUGCCACAGCCCUGCCUUCAUCCAGUGCCCCGACUGUAAGGUCACCUAUUACUGUGAUGUUGACCACCAGCAGGCAGACUGGACCAGUAUUCAUGAGAAGAUAUGCCAGCUUCUCAUCCCUGUGCGGGCAGCCAUCCCAUUCCUGACCUCAGCAGAAGAGAGGGCUCACUCCGCAGAGCAGCUAUUACAAAGGAAGACUUAUUUGAUUGACCUGACUACAAAGGAAGCCCAAAGACUCUUGUAUGAAGGGCGCCAUGUGGAUGUAAUCCCAGCAGCCACCCAUGCUCUGUCUUUCAGCAUAGAUGUACACGGGCUGACAUCAGUAGAACUAGUGCCUGUAUACCUUAUUCUGGCAGAAGCCAACAUUGGUUUGGGAAAUUUAACACAGGCCGAGGAGUACCUGUCUCAUGCUUACUGGACUGUACUAAAAACGACGGAAUGCAGCAACCUCAUACGAUCCAAUCUGCACAGGAAUCUCGGCCUUCUGUACUCUGCCAAGGGAGAGUUUGAGGAAUCGCUGCGCCACCUCUCUAAUGACAUUUACUAUGCGAGCACCGUCUCUGGACCUAAGGACAUCAGCACUGCGGGAGGAUACUUCCAUAUGGCCAAUGUUUUUUUCCGGCAGAAUAAAAUGGACAUUGCUGAUUCUCUGUAUUCCGAGGUAACGGAUAUUUGGCACACUCACCUGAACAGAUUGAUUGAUAGUCAGAUAAGGUCUUCAAUGAGAAUUGGUCCUGUUUGUUUUGAUGACAGCGAUCAAGAAGGCAUAGAUGAAAACCAGAAGGCAGAAGCUCUUCAGAUCCUCAGUGCAAUUUAUGACAUCAGGGAACAAGCUGCAAAGAAGGAGCCAGCCAACAUAGCCAAGGUUCUACAUGCCCUGGCUAUGCUGCACUAUCUCAGAGUGGAUUUUAAGGCGGCACAUGAGUUGGGAAGCAAACUCCUUCAACUUACCCAGCAGCUGCCAGAGGAUGAUAAAUCAGACAGCUUAACGCUCUUUAUGGAGAGCAUUGAAAGAAAAAUGUCUGCAAAGCCGACUACACAAAGCCGAAUUGCCAAACCCCUUUGAAUUGUGGACUCUGCAUAAAAUGGGAUGGAUGCAACCGACUCAAGAUGGGAAUUGUCGUAGUACUUCAUGUACAGUGCGAGCUUUCAUGAACAUUCCUGUGUUUUUGGCUGUUACUGCUCAACUUGGAAUAUUGAGUGUUCCCCUUCAUGUUGGGGGUUUUCAAUGUCUGUUUUCUUAUUAACCACUUGCUUACUGGGCACAUAAACCCCCUUCGUGCCCAGGCGAAAUUUCAGCU